Nymphalis io (European peacock) is the source of this 2014-nucleotide messenger RNA. It is a transcript of the gene Mettl3, whose product is annotated as N6-adenosine-methyltransferase subunit METTL3. The transcript is spliced from 13 exons. NCBI's taxonomy places the organism in Eukaryota, Metazoa, Arthropoda, Insecta, Lepidoptera, Nymphalidae. Bases 169 to 1866 code for a protein of 565 amino acids. Gene Ontology annotation, cellular component: RNA N6-methyladenosine methyltransferase complex; nucleus. Gene Ontology annotation, molecular function: mRNA (2'-O-methyladenosine-N6-)-methyltransferase activity; mRNA m(6)A methyltransferase activity. The record is from RefSeq and is a predicted model, not a curated record.
CGGUGUUUUUUUUUUUAUUAAUUAUUUAUGUUAUUAAAAAUGUAUUAAAAUGUGCGCAAUAUAGACGACUCAAACGUGUGGCUUGAAAUGAAAUAUUGGUCAUUUAAUUUUGUAGUAUACCAUAAAUAUUUAAACUUGAAGCAUAACCGGUCUGUUUGAAAACAAACCAUGUCGGACGCAUGGGAAGAAAUCCAAGCCGUCAAAAGCAAGAGAAAUAGUUUGAGAGAGAAAUUGGAAAAGAGAAAGAAAGAAAGACAGAAUAUUCUUGGUGCUACCUUACCUAGCGAUAAAAAUGACGGUGCGCAAGUUGCAACUAGCAGCUCAAAAGAUAGGGCGACCGGGAGCCCGGCACCGGGGAAAGCUGAAAGUAAAUCUCCAACUCAAGCAGAAAAACCAAAGCCCCUAAUGCCAUCAGCUUCAUUAGAAGUGCGCUUGUUGCAAGUUCUAUCUGACAUGCAGCUACAAUUACCUGCCACUGCGAGUGCUCUUUUACCGGGACUCGGGGAUGUUGACACUGGUAUUGUAGCCAGCUUACUACAAAAGUUUGCAACCCAGAAGCUUAUUACAAUAAAGGAAAGAACGGAGAGCACAACUGAUGCUAGUAUUGAAGUGGAGAGUGCUGAAUCUGUGAGAUUGGCAGCAGUAUUAGCCGCUCUAAUGGAAGAACAGUCUUCUACCACUAAAAGAAAAGGUGACAACACUACAGAAGAAGGUCCAAAUCCAAAGAUUUCGAAAUCAACGACGGAUGAAAAAAAGUCAGGAAAAAAUGAUACAGAUAUAAUGUCAUUGUUGGCAAUGCCGUCGAGUCGAGAAAAGGCUGUGAAAAGAGUGGGAGAAGAAAUAAUGGAUCUGCUCAGCAAGCCGACGGCUAAAGAAAAAUCUCUUGCUGACAAGUUUAAAAGUCAGGGAGGCGCACAGGUGAUGGAGUUCUGCCCGCACGGCACGCGCGGCGAGUGCGAGCGCGCACGCGCGGCGGGCGGCUGCCGCAAGCUGCACUUCAAGAAGAUCAUCCAGGGACACACGGACGAGACGCUCGGCGACUGCUCCUUCCUCAACACCUGCUUCCACAUGGACAGCUGCAAAUAUGUUCAUUAUGAAGUGGAUAACGCGGACCCUAAUGUGAACGCAAGCAAAGCGGCUGCAGAACCUACUGCGAAGGCUAGUCAUAAUGGUACAAACGUGGUACCAAAACCCGACGGUGUUCUGACUCUGACCCCCCCUCAGUGGAUACAAUGUGACCUCCGAUAUCUUGACAUGACUUUUUUAGGUAAAUUCGCAGUUAUUAUGGCAGAUCCACCCUGGGACAUUCACAUGGAACUGCCUUAUGGUACGAUGUCUGAUGAUGAAAUGAGAUGCUUAGGAGUGCCACAGUUACAGGACAGUGGCUUAAUAUUCCUUUGGGUAACUGGCAGGGCGAUGGAACUGGGUCGAGAGUGCCUUAAGUUGUGGGGCUACGAGCGAGUCGACGAACUGAUCUGGGUGAAAACCAACCAGCUGCAACGCAUCAUACGCACGGGACGGACGGGACACUGGCUGAACCACGGCAAGGAACACUGUCUGGUUGGUAUGAAAGGUAACCCGGAGAACUUGAACCGCGGCCUGGACUGUGACGUCAUCGUCGCGGAAGUACGCGCCACGUCACACAAACCGGACGAAAUUUAUGGAAUUAUAGAGAGACUGAGCCCAGGCACGCGAAAAAUAGAGCUUUUUGGUCGACCACAUAAUGUUCAACCCAAUUGGAUAACUCUAGGAAACCAAGUAGAUGGAGUAAGACUCGUCGAUCCAGAGCUGAUAGCAGCUUUCAAGAAGAGAUAUCCCGAUGGCAACUGCAUGGCACCACCGACCCCUGACCCUGGUCUACCGUAGAAAUGAAAUGACAUUUUAAGUUUUGAACGUUAAAAUGUGUUAAAGUGGUAAAAAAGUUGUUUUGCUCAUCAUCCUCGUGAAAAUAAUGCACAGAAUUUAACUAAAGUUUAAAUUUUAUUAUUGUUAUUUAAAUAACAAAUAAUUUUAA